Messenger RNA from Octodon degus (degu), 2227 nucleotides. It is a transcript of the gene Klhl12, whose product is annotated as kelch like family member 12. NCBI's taxonomy places the organism in Eukaryota, Metazoa, Chordata, Mammalia, Rodentia, Octodontidae. The coding region runs from base 199 to 1746 and encodes 515 amino acids. Gene Ontology annotation, molecular function: protein binding. The transcript is spliced from 11 exons. The record is from RefSeq and is a predicted model, not a curated record.
UAGAGCUCGCCGGGAAGAUCCCUGGCGACGCCUCCAGAGCCCCGGGGCCUGGGCGGCCGCGCUCGGCCCCAGCUGAGCCGCCUGCUGGCCCCGCGCCUAUCCCAUCGCCUCGGGCGGGGCCGGGGCCCGCCGACUGGGUGGCAGGAAGCAGAGUUGCAGAGUCCAAAGACCGCUGUUGUUCUUCCUCCAUCUUGCUUGAUGGGAGGCAUUAUGGCCCCCAAAGAUAUAAUGACAAAUACUCAUGCUAAAUCCAUCCUCAACUCAAUGAACUCCCUCAGAAAGAGCAAUACUCUCUGUGAUGUGACGCUGAGAGUAGAGCAGAAAGACUUCCCUGCACAUCGGAUUGUGCUGGCUGCCUGCAGUGACUAUUUCUGUGCCAUGUUCACUAGUGAGCUUUCAGAGAAGGGGAAACCUUAUGUUGAUAUCCAAGGUUUAACUGCCUCUACCAUGGAAAUCCUGUUGGACUUUGUAUACACAGAAACAGUACAUGUGACGGUGGAGAAUGUACAAGAACUGCUCCCUGCAGCCUGUCUGCUUCAGCUGAAAGGGGUGAAGCAAGCCUGCUGUGAGUUCUUAGAAAGUCAGCUGGACCCUUCUAAUUGCCUGGGUAUCAGGGAUUUUGCUGAAACUCACAACUGUGUUGACUUGAUGCAAGCGGCUGAGGUUUUUAGCCAGAAGCAUUUUCCUGAAGUGGUACAGCAUGAAGAAUUCAUUCUUCUAAGUCAAGGAGAGGUGGAGAAGCUAAUCAAGUGUGAUGAAAUUCAGGUGGAUUCUGAAGAGCCAGUCUUUGAGGCUGUCAUCAACUGGGUAAAGCAUGCCAAGAAGGAACGUGAAGAGUCCUUGCCUGACUUGCUACAGUAUGUGCGGAUGCCCCUGCUGACCCCCAGGUACAUUACAGAUGUGAUAGAUGCUGAGCCCUUCAUCCGCUGUAGUUUACAGUGCAGGGAUCUAGUUGAUGAAGCAAAGAAGUUUCAUCUGAGGCCUGAACUUCGGAGUCAGAUGCAGGGCCCACGGACAAGGGCUCGUCUAGGCGCCAAUGAAGUUCUUCUAGUGGUUGGGGGCUUUGGAAGCCAGCAGUCUCCCAUUGACGUGGUUGAGAAAUAUGACCCCAAGACUCAGGAGUGGAGCUUUUUGCCAAGCAUCACUCGUAAGAGACGUUAUGUGGCCUCAGUGUCCCUACAUGACCGGAUCUAUGUAAUUGGUGGUUAUGAUGGCCGUUCCCGCCUCAGUUCAGUGGAAUGCCUGGACUACACAGCAGAUGAGGACGGGGUCUGGUAUUCUGUGGCCCCGAUGAAUGUCCGGCGCGGCCUUGCUGGGGCUACCACCCUGGGAGGAGGAUAUGAUGGCUUGAAUAUCCUAAAUUCAGUUGAGAAAUAUGAUCCACACACAGGACACUGGACUAAUGUUACACCAAUGGCCACCAAGCGGUCUGGUGCCGGAGUAGCCCUACUGAAUGAUCAUAUUUAUGUAGUGGGGGGAUUUGAUGGUACAGCCCACCUUUCUUCUGUUGAGGCGUACAACAUUCGUACUGACUCCUGGACAACUAUUACUAGUAUGACCACUCCACGGUGCUAUGUCGGAGCUACAGUGCUUCGGGGGAGACUCUAUGCAAUUGCAGGAUAUGAUGGCAAUUCCUUGUUGAGUAGCAUUGAGUGCUAUGACCCUAUCAUUGACAGCUGGGAAGUGGUGACAUCCAUGGGAACCCAGCGCUGUGAUGCUGGUGUGUGUGUUCUCCGAGAGAAGUGACCACUGUUGGAGCACCAUACAGAGCUAUUGACCAGUUCAAGGGACAAUUUGUGGGAGAAUUAAGGAUCCUUUCCAGAAUGUCUUAUUUCACACUCUGUGCACAGGGUGAUUAUAGGCACCAGUGCAGUGGUGAUUGUACUUAUGUGACACAUAUCCUUCUCACACUGGUUAAGUCCCUCAGAAGGGUGGGUAACAGAAGAGAAUGCACAUUGAAUGGAUGUUAAGAGAACUGGAUCCUUCUCCAUCUGGUCUGGAGAGUACUCUUGUUGUUUCUAACUUUCUACAUUCUUGGAGAAUACGUUAUGUUGUGCCUCACAUAUUUCAGAGCAUGACAUGUGGACAGUGUCCAGCCUGGAGAAUUGGAAGGAUACCGGCUCAAGUAAGGUUGGUAAAAUCCAAGUAUUUAUUUCCAAGAACAAAAAUCUUUUCUCAAAUACAAGGAGCUAGGGGCACUACAGUUUCAUUGUGAAGGAAGAGGACA